Pseudomassariella vexata is the source of this 786-nucleotide messenger RNA. RefSeq lists its product as uncharacterized. Bases 1 to 786 code for a protein of 261 amino acids. The record is from RefSeq and is a predicted model, not a curated record. The transcript has a single exon. Lineage: Eukaryota; Fungi; Ascomycota; Sordariomycetes; Amphisphaeriales; Pseudomassariaceae. Gene Ontology annotation, biological process: cilium assembly.
AUGGCAGCCGUGAUCUUGAGUCAACACGACGCCAACGUCCUCGAGAAGAUCAAAGACCCGGAGUCAAACUCAUCAGCAAGUGUACUGGUAGAUCCGAGCCUCCCCAAAGACCCUCUCAUCACAGACCCGUCUGUGUAUGAACGCAUCUCGCAGAGAGAACGAGAUGUCGUCUUGUCGGUUCAGCAACUCGAGAUGCAACUUGCUGGUCUGAAACCCGUAACCUCGGACCCCAUCAAGGACUACCAUAGCGCCGUUUCUAGACUUGGAGAUAUCAUCUCGGAGUAUCCCAAAUACGCCAGCGCCCGUAACAACAGGGCCCAGGCUUUGAGGAGGCUCUACGGGGACACGAUGCUUUUGCAAACAUUCAACCCGCGAGCUCUGGUUCAGGCCUGCGAUGGCCAAGAAAUAAUUAAGGCCGCCAAGACCGCCUUGUCCGACUUGGACGAGGCAAUCAGGUUGUUGACGCCUAAGAGUCUCUUCGCGUUGGUAUCACCCCAAACUGGGAAGAUACUAUCCCUCGCAUACACCCAACGAGCAGCCAUCUACCACAUGACGGCGAAGUCGAUGUCGGACAGCAGAAUAUACCUAGGGGAAGAUAGAAAAGAGACGGAGUGGACCAGAAUUAAAUUUGAGGAAGCCGCAUCGCGAGAUUUUGCCCAAGGGGGCCGUUUCGGUAAUGAGAUCGCGAAACAGUUGGCUGUCAGCACGAACCCGACAGCCAAACUUUGUGGCCAGAUGGUGAGAGAAGCCUUGAAGAAAGAAUAUGAACCAGCUUAUGAGGAUUGA